This is a messenger RNA of Penicillium verhagenii, 1464 nucleotides long. Its product is annotated as universal stress protein. The record is from RefSeq and is a predicted model, not a curated record. NCBI's taxonomy places the organism in Eukaryota, Fungi, Ascomycota, Eurotiomycetes, Eurotiales, Aspergillaceae. Bases 1 to 1464 code for a protein of 487 amino acids. The transcript is spliced from 3 exons.
AUGUCGGCCCCCCCAUCACCCAAACCGAGCUUUGAGUCCGAUGAUCGCCCGGACUAUAGGGCCAGUAUGACCCGGUCAUCGGUAACACACAGCCCCGGCGCAAUUUCAUUCGGUGAUCAGCCGCGAGCGCGUAGCCCGCGCCGGAAAUCGAUACAGUUUAACGUUGGCGCGGCCGAGGCACAACUUCCUUCGCGAUCACUGAGUCUCAAGGAUAAGCGAAGAUCACAGGGUGAAGGUGUGUCGAUCAGAGAUGUGGAAGUGGAGAGGGAACAGAGGUUGUCUGCUAGUCGUGGCCUAUCUCCGCCGCCGCCAAAGACCUAUGAGCGCGGUGUCUCGUUCGAUACCUUUGAUAAUCGCGAUGCGGCGGAUUUCUCCUUGACCAUGAAUUACAAGCAUAAGGGGUACCAGAGUACGCGGCGGAGUAGGACUUUUCUAUGUGGUACUGAUCAGAAUGAUUAUUCCGAGUUUGCGCUGGAAUGGCUCUUGGAUGAACUUGUUGAUGAUGGGGAUGAGAUUGUUUGUCUUCGUGCCGUUGAGAAGGAUUCGCGUAUGGCGAGUGACGCUGCCAUCGAGGCGAGGAAAUAUCGACAAGAAGCAGAGAGACUGUUUGAACAAGUUAUUCAGAAGAAUAGCCAGGAUGAGAAGGCUAUCAGUCUGGUCUUGGAGCUGGCAGUGGGUAAAGUGGAGGAUAUCAUACAGCGAAUGAUCCGCAUCUAUGAGCCUGCCAUGCUGGUCGUGGGAACCCGUGGCCGCAACCUGAAGGGUGUUCACAGUCUGCUUCCUGGAUCCGUGUCCAAGUACUGUCUGCAGCAAUCGCCAAUCCCAGUGAUUGUCGUGCGCCCAUCACCAAAGCGAGAGAAGAAAAAGAAGAAACGCCGCGCAGACCCCACCCGACGAAGCUAUAACCAUAUCUUGGAAAUGAGCGAGCAACGCGGUGUCCGCAUCUUUGACACCAGUUCCAGCGCCGAGACCAGCGCCGAGAAACUGCCUGACGAGGAGGCUGCUGUUGCGACUGCACUAGGCCUUCCUGCAUCAUACUCACACGCUAACUCGCGGAGCUCUCUGUCCGUCUCUGAUCGCAGUAGUCUGAGUCUGAGCCACGACGAUCCUGAUACAUCACCGGUUCCAUAUUCUCUUGACUCGGUCAUGAUGAAGAGCCCGAUGAAUGGGAGCCCCGCUAGCUCGGAGGAGAGCGUUCUUGCUACCGAGGAAACAAAGAGAUCGCCCUCGCCUUAUCCGAGAGGUGAAACACCUUCUCCUGGUCCCGACCAAGAUGGGAGUUCAUCCGAUGAGACCCCUUUGACGGAGACGGAGAAGGGGUUUCCCACGAAUGAAUCCACAGCUGGUGAAUCGUCAUCAAAAUACAACACUGGAGUUUCAAUUCCCGUCAUCGAAGUAUCUGACAACCACGAGCAAGAAAGUCCUCCCCCACCACCGCCAACAACAACAACUACUACUGAAUAA